AAAUCGAAUGGACCAAAUGAUCCCAUAUGCAAACAUUCAUUUACCAGGUGGUGUCAACUGCAUCAGGACCAAGCAUCAGCACUGUGCCAGUCUAUUCUGGGACUGUAAUCUUGAAACCUCAAGAGCCAAAAACCACAAAGAACAAAGCAGUCUGGUAUCACCCUGACACUAACAAUAAAUCCAUCUCCUGCAUACCCAAUCUCUGUGACAAGGAAGUCCAAACAGAUAUGACAUCUACCCUGGUACCUGUCCCCGUUCCUCUGUUUGUGCCAGUGCCACUGGCCAUGUAUCAGCUGCCUCUUCCACAACCCGUUCCACUGCCUCUUCCUAUCCCUGUCCCAGUCUUCAUCCCUACUACGCGCAAGUCUGCCGAAGGCAUCUUCCAGGAAAUUCAGAAAAUUCGGGAGAAGAUCCCAAAUGACCCAUAUGAGGCAGAGUUGCUCAUGCUAGCUGAGGCAGUGGCCAGUCCCAAGGGUGUGGAUGUGGAGAGCAGUCCCAGUGAGGAUGAAGGUGAUCCUAAGAAGGAUUCACCUGAUGACAAGGAGUCUUCUUCCUCCAACAGCCAGCCUUCCUCUUCCCUUUCUGCAUCCUCUUCCCCUAUGCUGAAAAAGUCACGGCCAGAGUUGCGGAAGAAUGUGGCAAAUCAUGUCCCAGUAAAGAAUUCAUCAGACAAUGGCCUUCAUUGUGCAGAUGAGGACUUAGCAGAUUUGGAAGAGGAGAUCAAGCCAUAUACUGUGGUCCAAAAGCUUAAAAAUGAAUCCACAGGUUCAUAUUCCACUAGUAAGAUACCAGGAAAACGAAAGAGGCGGCGGCUUCGACGGGGAAGCCUCUUCACCCGAUCCAAGCGAUCGCGGGUCAGUCUUGAUGACAGUGGAGAAUCCAGUCGUGGUUCUGGAGAUGUGUCAGAUACUGACUCCAGGCCCUCCCUGAAGUACACCUAUGGAGUGCGGGCUUGGAAGCAGUGGGUGACAAAGAAAAAUGCUGAGCUGGAAAAUGCAUCCACAGGCAGGCGCAAGCUUAAGCUCUUCAAGACAGAUCUUCUCCGGCUUGCUGCUGAUGAACUCAACUAUGCCCUCUGCCUUUUUGUGAAGGAAGUUAAACGGCCAAAUGGAGAGGAAUAUUCACCUGAUUCAAUCUUAUAUCUCUGCUUGGGGAUUCAGGUUUAUCUGAACAAGAAUGGACGCAUUGACAACAUCUUCACAGAUGCCUUCUAUGAGAAGUUCACUGAAUGCCUGGAUGAGGUCCUGAAGAGGUUUGAUUCUCCUGCACUGCUUGAUCAACUUGGUGCUGUGGGCACACGUGUGGAGGAGGAACAUUUGUGGGAAAGCAGCCAGCUGGGAGCCCAUUCUCCUCAAGUUCUCCUCUAUACAGUCAUGUACUACAACACCAAGCAUUUCCUUCUCUGUACUGUGAGUGAACACAUGCGUCUUGCAUUCCCUCACAUCAUGAAGAACUGGAUCAAGUCCAACAGUGAGCCAAAAGGUUCUGUUGCCUCAAAGUUCACCCUACGCUAUUACCCUCCUCCAGCUGUCAAGGCUGACAUGGGUGAGAAGGGCAAGAAGUUGCUGGAGCAGCGAGAAAACCUUGAGAAUCCUUUACGGUGCCCAGUCAAGCUUCAUGAAUUUUAUCUCUCCAGAUGUCCGGAAUCGAUACGAAACAAGAACGAAUUGUUUUACCUAUACCCGGAACGGUCAUGUGUCCCAGACAGCCCUGUUUGGUACUCCAGGAGGCCAUUGUCAGAAGAUGCCAUUGCCAAGAUGCUCCAUUGCAUUCUUCUUGUUCGGGAAAUCCAAGAAGUCCUUCUCAAGCGGGACUGACUUACACCCACAGUAUAUCAUGAAUGAUGUUUCCUUCUUUCUUUCUUCAGUGACUUCCUUGUUCACUCUUCAUGUAUUGUUGAGUAAGAGAGGGCAUCUGCCUCUGUCAUGCCAUUGGGAGAAUAUAAAUCUCUCUGCUGUUUUUUAUGGUAUGACAGACUUCUCAUUUUUCACCUAUGC
Messenger RNA from Darwinula stevensoni, 1997 nucleotides. NCBI's taxonomy places the organism in Eukaryota, Metazoa, Arthropoda, Ostracoda, Podocopida, Darwinulidae. The record is from the annotation of a GenBank genome assembly.